GGGCCUAGGCAGAGCCAGCAGAGAGGCGAGGGCUGCUUGCUAAAUGGGAACUCCAAGCUAAGGCCUCUUCCUCCCUGGGGCGAGUGCAGGGGUCCCGAGAGGCUAGACAAGGAAGGAAGGAAGGAAGAAAAGGCUGCUUGCUCAGUUUCCAUCUCCCACCUACAGCCCCGGGUUCGUUCCCUUGCGGAAAAGACGCUGGAUUCGGGGGUCGAGCCGAGGCCGCCCCUGCAGGUCCGCAGGUGGGUAGCCCGGGCGAGGGAGGAAGGGGACGUUACCUUUCCCUCGGAAGAGGGCGCUGGCUCCCCCAGCCGGCCUUUAUAACCAGGCCGCGGGAGGCGAGGAGGCAGCCGGCUGCCGUCUGCGAUUGGCAGAAGCAUGCAGUUAGGAGAGCAGCUCCUGGUGAGCUCCGUGAACCUGCCGGGCGCGCACUUCUACUCGCUGGAGAGUGCUCGCGGAGGAGGAGGAGGCGGAGGAGGGGGAGGUGGCGGGAGCGUCAGCCUCCUCCCCGGCGCUGCCCCCUCGCCCCAGAGGCUGGACUUAGACAAAGCGCCCAAGAAGUUUCCGGGCAGUCUCCCGUGCCAGGCGGGGAGCGCGGACCCGGCAGGUGCCGGCGCGGGCGCCCCCGCGGCCAUGCUCAGCGACGCGGACGCCGGCGACACCUACAGCAGCGCCUCGGCCGUGGCCAAGCCCGGGCCCCCGGACGGCCGCAAGGGCUCGCCGUGCGCCGAGGACGAGCUGCCCCCCGCCGCCCCCGCCGCGGCCGCCGCGCGCUACUCCAUGGACAGCCUGAGCUCCGAGCGCUAUUACCUGCCGUCGCCGGGCCCGCAGGGCGCCGAGCUCGCCGCGCCCUGCUCGCUCUUCCAGUACCCGGCGGCGGCCGGAGCGGCCCACGGAUCCGUGUACCCCGCGUCCAACGGCGCGCGCUACCCCUACGGCUCCAUGCUGCCCCCCGGUGGAUUCCCCGCCACCGUGUGCCCGCCCGCGAGGGCGCAGUUCGGCCCUGCCGCGGGCUCGGGCAGCGGCGCCGGGGGCGGCGGCGGCGGCGGCGGGGCCGGAGGCCCGGGCUCCUACCCCUACGGCCAGGGCUCCCCGCUCUACGGGCCGUACGCCGGGACCGCGGCGGCUGGCUCCUGCGGAGGACUCGGGGGCCUGGCAGUGCCGGGCUCCGGCUUCCGCGCCCACGUCUACCUGUGCAACCGGCCCCUGUGGCUUAAAUUCCACCGGCACCAAACCGAGAUGAUCAUCACCAAACAGGGCAGGCGCAUGUUUCCUUUCUUGAGCUUCAACAUAAACGGACUCAAUCCCACGGCCCACUACAACGUGUUCGUGGAGGUGGUUCUGGCCGACCCUAACCACUGGCGCUUCCAGGGGGGCAAGUGGGUGACCUGCGGCAAAGCGGACAAUAAUAUGCAGGGCAACAAAAUGUAUGUCCACCCAGAAUCUCCUAACACUGGCUCCCACUGGAUGAGGCAGGAGAUUUCCUUCGGGAAGUUAAAGCUCACCAAUAACAAAGGCGCAAACAACAACAACACACAGAUGAUAGUGCUGCAAUCUUUGCACAAAUACCAGCCCCGGCUGCACAUCGUGGGAGUGACGGAGGAUGGCGUGGAGGACUUGAACGAGCCUUCCAAGACCCAGACCUUCACCUUCUCGGAGACACAGUUCAUUGCAGUGACUGCCUACCAAAACACCGAUAUCACUCAGCUGAAGAUCGACCACAACCCCUUUGCCAAAGGCUUCCGGGACAACUAUGACUCCAUGUACACCGCUUCAGAAAAUGACAGGUUAACUCCAUCUCCCACGGAUUCUCCUAGAUCCCAUCAAAUUGUCCCUGGAGGUCGGUACGGCGUUCAAAACUUCUUCCCGGAGCCCUUUGUCAACACCUUACCUCAAGCCCGAUAUUAUAAUGGUGAGAGAACCGUGCCACAGACCAACGGCCUCCUUUCACCCCAACAGAGCGAAGAGGUGACCAACCCUCCCCAGCGGUGGCUUGUCACACCCGUCCAGCAACCUGUGACCAACAAGCUGGAUAUCGGUUCCUAUGAGUCUGAGUACUCCUCCAGUACCUUGCUCCCAUAUGGGAUUAAGUCCUUGCCCCUCCAGACAUCCCAUGCCCUGGGCUAUUACCCUGAUCCAACCUUCCCUGCAAUGGCAGGGUGGGGAGGCCGAGGCGCCUAUCAGAGGAAGAUGGCAGCUGGACUGCCAUGGCCAUCCAGAAUGAGUCCCCCCGUGUUCCCCGAAGAUCAGCUUGCCAAGGAAAAAGUGAAAGAAGAAAUCAGCUCCUCCUGGAUAGAGACCCCUCCCUCCAUCAAGUCUUUAGACUCCAGUGAUUCCGGAGUGUACAACAGUGCUUGCAAGAGAAAGCGCCUGUCUCCUAGCACCUCCAGCAAUGGGAAUUCGCCCCCCAUAAAGUGUGAGGACAUUAACGCCGAGGAGUACAGUAAAGACACCUCAAAAGGCAUGGGGGCAUAUUAUGCUUUUUACACAACUCCCUAAGGAGUUAUUUUAACCUCUAACUUUUUCCAGAUGGGCCUGGUGGUGUUUUGUUGUUUUCUUUGCCUAGGUUACCAAAAAGACUUUUGCCUUCCACCUUUGGUGUACCGUGUUUUGUGCAAUUCUCUGAGAGAAGGUGCCAAAGCUUUGCACUGAAGCAGGUAACGCACUGAAGCAGACCUAGCGAACGGAGGACCCGGGAGUGUUUAAGGUUCCAAGGUUGUUCAAGGUGCUGGAUUUAUUCAUGGGAAACAAGAAACAUUCAGAAAAAGCAGGGCAUGAAGAUCGAAUGGCCGGUGCUAUCAACUGAGAAAGAAAGAAAGAAAGAAAAAAAAAAGACAAAAACCUUUGGCUCUCAUUUCUGCUUGUAACUCUUUAGGCAGACAGCAGCCUAAGGUUAAGGUACUUUUGCUUCAGGAAGA
Meriones unguiculatus (Mongolian gerbil) is the source of this 2915-nucleotide messenger RNA. It is a transcript of the gene Eomes, whose product is annotated as eomesodermin. The record is from RefSeq and is a predicted model, not a curated record. The transcript is spliced from 6 exons. Gene Ontology annotation, cellular component: nucleus. Gene Ontology annotation, biological process: mesoderm formation; positive regulation of DNA-templated transcription; endodermal cell fate specification. Bases 376 to 2496 code for a protein of 706 amino acids. NCBI's taxonomy places the organism in Eukaryota, Metazoa, Chordata, Mammalia, Rodentia, Muridae. Gene Ontology annotation, molecular function: DNA-binding transcription factor activity, RNA polymerase II-specific; RNA polymerase II cis-regulatory region sequence-specific DNA binding.